AUGUCUGUCGCACGUACGAUGCGAUGUGUCUUCUGCACCUUCAAGCAGGCGACGAGACGGCCAGGGGUGUCGAUAAGCCGCAGGAUACAUGCUUCGUCUGCUGUUCGACAAUCAAACAAGGACGAUGGACUGCCCGAUGAUGACCUACCUGACGAUGGACUACCUGACGAACUCAAUAACAUCAAGCCUCUUACGAAGCAGCAGAUUCGAGAAAACUACACUCCCGCGCAAGCAACAGCCAUCGAGGCUACACAAGCGAACCUGAAAUUCGAUGCCCAAUACCAAGCCACAACGCGCAAGAACGUAGGCCCUUGGAAGAUGUACUACCUAGAAAACUUAACCGAGGUGGAUCCUGUGCUUGACAAGCCAGUUCGUGCUCCUUGGACAAACCUGGACGAUAACAGCAGGCUAAAAACGGAGGAUGAACUGGAUGAGGAUAUACUAGGGUUUAUGGAGAACAUGCCUGAGAACGAAAACGCCGCAGCAGACGCCUUUCAGAAUUUCCUGGAUACAAACCGUAUCACUGUCGGCAAGGAAAGCGCAGAGUUUGCGCCGAGGAGUGCGCUCGCUCCUGACACGACUCAGGUUUAUAAGAAUGACUCUACCCAGAAGGCCAAGUCGGAAGAGUCGAGCAAGGCAAUGAGUGAUGAGCCGGAAGUGGAAGGCAUGUCCGGCGAUGUCGUAUCUCCUGGUCUGUUGCGAGUAAUGCAAAUGACGGGCAUGAGUCAGACUGAACUCGCUAGGCUGCGCGUCAAGUCUGUUGUCUCGCACCGUGUCGUUAACCAGACAAGGUUAGGCAAGAUUCAAAAACAAUAUUGGUUGUCAAUUGCCGGAAACCAGAACGGUCUGCUGGGAAUCGGCGAAGGGAAAAGUGAAGAGGCAGCAGAGGCACUGGUACAGAGUCAAUAUAGAGCCAUUCGAAACAUGGUCCCAGUAAUGAGAUAUGAGGCAAGGACGAUUUUCGGGACUGUAAAGGGCAAGGAAGGUGCUACAGAACUGGAACUUUACGCUCGCGCGCCAGGAUUCGGCCUUCGUUGCUCCCAUCUCAUCUGGGAAAUGUGUCGAUGUGCCGGCAUUACCGAUCUCUCUGCUCGAGUCACUCGGGCUAGAAACCCGAUGAACACUGUGAAAGCCGCCUUUCAGGCUAUGAUGAGCCAGAAGGAUCCUGAAGACAUUGCAAGAGGAAGAGGCAAGAAGUUGGUCGAUGUAAGAAAAGUGUACUAUGCUGGAAAUGUAUAA
Messenger RNA from Lithohypha guttulata, 1239 nucleotides. It is a transcript of the gene MRPS5, whose product is annotated as 28S ribosomal protein S5, mitochondrial. Gene Ontology annotation, molecular function: structural constituent of ribosome; RNA binding. The transcript is spliced from 2 exons. The record is from RefSeq and is a predicted model, not a curated record. Bases 1 to 1239 code for a protein of 412 amino acids. Gene Ontology annotation, cellular component: ribosome. Lineage: Eukaryota; Fungi; Ascomycota; Eurotiomycetes; Chaetothyriales; Trichomeriaceae. Gene Ontology annotation, biological process: translation.